ACGUACUACACAAAUGUUGCUACAAAACUAUUAUUUUAAACACCAGUAAUACAACAGCUCUAAUUAUCACCAAUGUAUAAUUUAAACACGUGAUGUACGUGAUGUUAGUGAAAUGGUAACCCUCUAAGUUAUCACUUUAAAAUUCAUAUCGAACAGAGAAUGAGUAACUAAUCACCCAUAAGAUUGAGUAACUCAAGUGUAACCUGUAUAACAUACUAUACAAUCAAAAACAUGUUCGUUGAUUUCCAAGAUUAACUCAUGUGAUAGGUAAAAGCUAUCGUAAUUAGUUUUAAGAAAAUAUGAAGAGAUUCAGAAUUCAUGAAAAAUCAAUACAAAUUAAAAAAGUAACUAUGGAUGAAAAAAUGCAAAUGGACGUUAUAAGCACUGUCGUUGCAGCAUUACAUAUGUAUGGAAAUGAAUAUACACAAAUGAAAAAAUUCAUAGAAAGCAAACUGAAUAAACUUUAUCUUCCUACGUGGCAUUACAUAACUGGUUAUGAUGUGGAUAGGUUAGUAAGUAUUUUCAUUGUAUUCAUGUAUUUCUUAAUUAUUCUGCGAAUUUCAUUUUGUCUAAACUUGUAGCUAAUUCAGUCCCUAGAAACCUCACACAAUAGUAAAUACAGAUUUUUAUGUUAAUCCAGCUCUUAGAUCCGUUAAAUCAUAUUUGUAACAAAGGGUGAUUUGAGGCCGGAUCACAGCUGAAAGUACUUAUUUGAUUCAUGAUAUUUCAAACACUAUUAAUCCCAAAAAUUUUUGUCUUUAAUAAUUAACAUCUACUUCAAGACAAAUACAUCUGAAAGUGUCUACAGUAAAAUGUAUUUCACUACAAAACGAUCGCAUUACCAGAUUCGUUAGGCUGGAAUUUGAACCCUCACCUGUUUAGACAAAAUGUCAUUGAAGUCUACUGAGUACUUAUUUAUGUUGUCGACUAGUCGUUGAAUACAUAUUUCCAUUAAACUUGAUAAGUUUUCCAUAAAGAAAUUAAUUCUACAUUAAUCUAUCACAUCAAAUAAGUGUUGUUUAGAAAUGACUUUAAUGAACGAUCCAAAUGACAUCGGUCAUUGUGUAGAACUAGAUGAAUCAAUUCUAACUACUGAGCCUUGUACAGAAAAUAACUAAUUACAAGAAUAAUGAUUUGGUUCACUACACCUUCAUAUAAAGAUUUUUUCUUUUUUUCGAGUAAUUAGUUUAGUAACCAAAGACAUGAAAUUUAAGCAAAUAUUUCAUUAUAAAAACCAUCAAUGAAACAGAUUACCUAAAUUCACCGCAUCCAUGAGUAUUUAUAUAUUCAUCUACCUGUCCUGAGCCAUUCAUGUAGGGCAUACGAUUUGACAAGUUCGUUUUCGUACACUAGAACAUUAUCUGGCUUGGUUGAGGAAAGGACAGGUAAGAGUGAUUACGAGUCUUAUUCUUGUUCAUUUGGUGGACGAAAAACAUCAACUUGAACUGUAUAAGACUUUGAAAGAUAUCCAUCAAACUUACCUCGUGGUUGACGAGUUCUUAUACUGUAUAUUGCUGAAAUGAUCGUGAUCGAAAUCUGUAAACUUAAUCUCUAAGCCUACAAGACGUUUAUACAACUCCUCUUUCUACCUUGGCCAUCGAUAUUGAAGUAUGUUUUAGAUAAACUUUUAUUAACCCCCAUUCCUUCCCAAAAUAUUUAAACAUUCUAAUUUUUUUCAACUUCCUAUUUUUAUAUAGCCUCAAUAUUCAUCUCUCGACUCUUAAAGAACUACUAUAAAAUCGACUUUUAUCAAACUACUUUGUUAUCUCCUAUUUUAAAUAUUGAGUAGCCUAACGACCGUUCAAAUAAAUAUUUUGAUUCUCACUAAUUAUUGUUCUAAUUACUAUGGUCUUCUUUCUUCUAAUCACUCAAUAGAUCUUCUAAUAUUACUUGAUAGUGAUUCCGAUAUAUUAUUCCUUUAACGCUACUCCACAAUCUGAUUAGUAUUAUAUAUAUAUAUAUAUUAUAAAGGUAGGUUCAUGGUGAGAAGCUCAUUGAAAGGGAAUUUCUUCGCUUCGUUCGCCUAUUUAAUAAAUGUCUGAAUGGAAACUUACACAAUACCAAAAUAUUUUCAUGCCUUAUAUAUAGAACCUUAAAUAUUUAAUUACAUAUCGUUGCUGAAAACGACUGGAACAUACAUUGCAUCAAAACAGAGUUCUGUACUUGCUUUUAUCCCAAAAAUGUUAUACUUGGCUAAAUUAUCGAGCUAAAGCUAUUCUCUGUAUAGCAAUCUACGGAAAUUACAUUCAAUCUUCAAAUACAACACAAUUAAAUUGAAUAGGUUUUUAUGAAUUCAAUUAACCAUUUUAUUGUUAUCAUAAUUUAUAUUUAAGUGACAUCAUGGAAGUUAUAAAAACUUAAAUAUUUUAUUUUUUUGUAUUUUAGCUCAUUGCUAAUGCCUGUUCAAUACCUCAUUUCAUUCAAAUGUGAAGAGAACAAUGUUACUGUUUUUAAAACAAUCUAAAUAUAAAAUAUUCCUAGACAUUCAGCUAUUCUAUUUGUUUUCAAUUCCUUAUUUAUAUCCGACCAAGUGUUGUUUCGAAUAAGAAUUGAAUGAAACAGUUCUUACAAUAACUAUUAGAUCAAAAAUAUUUCACGGUGAAUAUAG
This is a messenger RNA of Schistosoma rodhaini, 2608 nucleotides long. NCBI's taxonomy places the organism in Eukaryota, Metazoa, Platyhelminthes, Trematoda, Strigeidida, Schistosomatidae. The record is from the annotation of a GenBank genome assembly.